Molecule: messenger RNA, 1910 nt
Organism: Linum trigynum
Lineage: Eukaryota; Viridiplantae; Streptophyta; Magnoliopsida; Malpighiales; Linaceae
Source: the annotation of a GenBank genome assembly
CUCAAAACUCAAUGUCAAGGGUUAACUAUAAUUACGUGUUAUUCAUUAUAUAAAUUUCAAAUUGAUGCACCAACCGGAAAAUUUUCCCACUGAAUGAUAUAUUGGUUAUUUUGAUUAACCAAUUAACCAAACCGAUUAAACUUAUAGUUUGAUUAAUGUGGUUAUUGUAUUAGUUUGAACGUUUUGGUUAUGAUAUUGUAUUUCAUAAUUAAUCGAAUUUAAACUUAUUUGAUUUAAUAAUUAACAUGAUAGUCAUUUGAACACCCGUGAGUCCACUCCAUCUUCGGUGUGUUGGAGAUUUGGGUUGGGCUUGAACUUUAAAAUUUUGAGUAUCCAUGUUCCGUGUGUUGGAGAUUUUGGUUGGGCUUGAACUUUAAAAAUUUGAGUAUCCAUGUCCAAUGCGGCCCACUUCAAAAAGAAUGGGUCCAAAAUCCAAACUAGAACUACUUAUUAUUUCUUAACCAAUGGGCUAGGUUUGGCAUCAUCACUACCCACAGAUCUCUCAGAAAAAAGUGAGAAAAGAGUACCAGAAGAGCUGACGCUGAUCUGACUAGGAAAAACAAACAAACAAGCAACAACCAGAACAAAAAGCCAAUCCACUAAUUCCCCAAAACCCCAUGCACAAAAAAGAUACGUCCUCCUCUCAGAAGAACAGAAAAGCGGAUAGAAUCAUUAAAAGGCACACGAAUGCAUGAUGCACACACAGAUCACUGUAUCGCCAGGUGGAAGCAUCCAUGGCGCCACCUGUCCCAAACCCACCUCAAAAAACUGAGAAACGAACAUCAAUUGAGAUGAUAGCUAGCGGCGGCCGUUUUUUUAUCUCUGUUAUGCCACAGCUAUCCACAUAAAUGGAAGCGUAUGGCCUCUUUGCUUUUGCUUCUGAGGAGCUCCACUCAUGGCGGUUGAUGGCGCAAAGAUAGAUAAGGUCACCUGUAACGAUUAACGAACGAACCCCAUGUCUCUGAAAAAAAGCAUAACCCUUUUUUUUCCAUGAAGGAAUAUAAUUAUUAGCAGCGAUCAAAAAGCUUCCCUUCCACCUUUUCUUCCUCUUUCGUGGAUUCGGGUAGAACUUGGGUUGGCCCCUCUGCUUUCUUAAAAAGCUCUGCUUUUCUUUACUUCUUUGCAUAAACAACCCCCAAUUUCUCUGGGUCACUUCAAGUCGGGCAGAGAGAUUCUUUCCCCCACUCUUCUCUUUUAAAACCUCUGAUGCUGUAACUCAAGAGGUUAGGAGAGCUUCCCACUUUUUUUUUUCUUUCUUUUCUUUCAAUUCCUCAAGGAUAGGAGAGAUCAGAAGUUUGGAAAAUGUGUCUCCAAGUUGUUCCUCCUCGCGGCGGCCGUCGUUGCCAUGUGGUGGCGAUGGGUCGGAGAUGGGUGGUGGUGCAGGGGAUUGAUGGUCGUGUGGCAGAGGAUGCAGGGGAGGCGGCAGGGAGAGUUGUCACCGGCGGAGACGGCGGCGGUGGGAUGAGGUGGUGCGUGUGUUCGCCGACGACGCACCCGGGGUCGUUCAGGUGCAGGUAUCAUCGAGCUGGUUAUGUAUGGGGCGCCGCCGGCGGCGCGGCGGCCAGCAGAUCAAUGGCUACUACCACUGCAGAAGCAUGCAGAUGAUGAGCGAAGAUACGGGAAGAUGUGUGGGGGGAAGAGAGAAAUUGAGCAAGAUAGGGUUUUGUAUUUGAAUAGUGAAAAACAGAGUCCAUUUUAUCUGCUGUUAUUCUCUGCUCUGCUCUGUAUCACAGAACUAGAAACUCUCUGUAAUUAGAAACCAAUAUGCAAGUUGAAGCUUGAAAGGAAGUGGCAGGGCUCUGUUCUGAGGAAGGCCGAGCUGUUUGAGAGAGAUGACUUUAACGAUUCAUCGUCAUCUCUCCGUCGAUAAUUACUUAGCCUGUAAGGUCCAAUGAAUUUUCUCGAUUCGA